AGCAGCAGGAGAUAUCUCAGUCCCCACUAGGUCAGCCUACAAUAGAAGCUUGGUCAUCCAGCACCUUGAAAGCCAACAUGGCCACCGUGCAGAAAACUCAGCUGAACCUAGAGAACUUGGAAGGCAUGAGCUGGAAGGACCUCUUCAAUGCCAGGUUCGAUGCCAUCUGUGAUGAGUUCUGGAAUAGUAUUGCUUGCACACCGCAUAGACCUACCCCUCCUGUAGCUCAGCUGACUCCAGAAGACACCUCUGCUAGGCACUACUUUUCUGGGCUAGGGUCCCACAUGGAGGUACCUCCAAGCCGUUAUCCAUCUACUCAGAAGGUAGUCCGGGUUCAAGAUCCUGCCACUUGA
Pelobates cultripes (western spadefoot toad) is the source of this 353-nucleotide messenger RNA. NCBI's taxonomy places the organism in Eukaryota, Metazoa, Chordata, Amphibia, Anura, Pelobatidae. The record is from the annotation of a GenBank genome assembly.